GUUGAUGCACCGACUCUGGUUGUUGAACCAGAAAGAUGCAGCGAUAACAAAGAAUGCCAUAUGCUUUUUAACAAAGAACUAAUUUCUGGAAUCGCCAUGGUUGCUUAGGAAUUUUAUACAUCUACAAGAAGUUGGACCAUGGAACUACGUCGGAGGGCCAAGGAUGUAUUACAGUGUCAUCUAUGCGAGAGCCCGGACCCCCCUAUGUACUGUGACAUAUGUCAAACACACUUGUGUAAACCUUGUGUAGGCGAACACAUCUCUGAUGAAUCAAAGAAACACAAAGUCGGAGUGUUCAAAAAGCAGGAAAAGCAGGGGUCUCGUGCUAAAUAUAGAAAAUGUUCCCCCAAUGAACAUGAAGCUGAAACAAGCAUCAUAGAAAGCCAAAGACAAGUGAUAGAGAAAGAUUUACAAGAGUUGGAGAAAUGCAUUUUACCUAGAUAUCAGGUCAUGGCAUCCAACUUCCCUAUACAAAAAGAGGAGCUUCAAAAUAACUCUCAGAAAUUGAAAAAUGCUAUAGAUAAAAGAAGAGAAAACUUGCAAAUAAAAUUAUCAACCAUUUGUUUGAGGCUGAAGUUAAAUCUUCAUAAGAUGGAUGCCAAAAUCUUGGGUGCCUUAGAUAGACAGGAAGAGGAAAAUAACAAGGUCAUUUCAGGCAUCACAACUAACAUUGAAAAUAUGAAGAAAAUUUUAAAUUCCAAUGAUGAAAGACUGUUCUCUAAAUACAUAUCAAAAAAUUCUGAAUUAAAAAAUGUACCACCCAUGCUCAAUAUAUCUCUACCAAAAUUCACCCAUCAUCAGAUUGAGAAGGAGAUUUUUGAGUUUGGUUCGCUGUCAUCAUUUAAAUUUAGCUACAGACUAGAUUCUCCAUGGGCGGAGUCCUCUCUCCAGUACAGACCACUUAUCAAGGAACCACGUGUCAUCAAGCAGAUGGACACAGAAUAUGGAGAUACAAAUCUGCUGCAUACUUUGUCUUGUCUGUCAUCUCAGAAUGAUGAAAACACACAUAUCUGGACCUGUGGUGAUGACGAGAAACUACGGCUUUACAACCUCCGGGGGGAACUGGUCAAGUCAGUCCCAACAAAGUCGGGAAACCGGCCGUGGGACGUAGCUGUCACCAAGAGUGGAGUUCUAUUGUACACAGACUUUAAGGAGAAAACUGUAAACAUUGUAAAAAAUUUACAUAUUCAGACAGUAGUCAGAUUACCGCGGGCGUGGGAACCAGUCGCACUCUGCGUGUCCUCCACUGGUGACCUGCUGGCUCUCCUUGACUGUGAUGACAAGGAUGAAACAAAAGUCGUACGAUACGCAGGCUCAGAAGAGAUACAGAGUAUCCAGUACAACAGCAUCGACGGAGAACCUCUAUAUCCCUACACUGCUUGCCAUACACACAUCUGUGAAAACGGGAACUUGGACAUCUGCGUAUCCAACUGUGGAUCUGGUACAGUCGUUGUGGUGAACCAGGCAGGGAAACUAAGGUUUACAUACACCGGUACUCCCUCAACUAUAGAGGAACCAUACAUGACCUGGUUCAACCCAUACGGCAUUGCUACAGACAGCCACAGCCGUAUACUCGUGGCAGACUGUAGUUCUAGAAACCACCCGUACCGUAUCCACAUCCUGGACCCUGACGGACAGUUCUUGCGAUUUAUCGACAACUGUCAAUUACAAGGCCAAAUGAGUCUCUCUGUAGACAAGAACGACAACCUUUAUGUGGCCGAGUGGGAAUCGGGUAAAAUAAAGAAAAUUAAAUAUUGCUAGUAAAGCUAACCACGUGGGAACACAUAGAAUAUAUUAACACUGUUGUUUUAUCUCGGCCUGAGUGGCUGGUAGCACCACACAUCCAUUAGGUGUGGGCAGCAAACACCUAGGGGCUGAUACCAGGGUUAAUAUCAAAUCAUCAGUGUGAUGUCGUUGAUAUUAUAUAUCCAAAGAAAAGAUUAUUUUUUUUUGUCAAAUUAAAAUUUCUUUUAGUAAGAACUAAAACUUACGGAAGCUAAAAUUGAAAUGUUUUUUUGGAUUUACAAAAUUCAUUUAUUUUUUUUUCUUAUUAAAUACAUACCCUUUUCUGGGCAGCAAAAGUUGCCAGACAAACCAUCAUCAUUUGAUAUUUAAAGAAGUGGGUCUAAAACAUGAACUAUUAUAGAAUCUGCCCUUAGCAACUGUGUAACAGUUCCUUUGCUGGAAUUUUUUAUAUCUUCCCUUGGAUUCACUACACAGAAACCUAUUCUAUUGAACGAAUUGUUACAGAAUAUUCAUAAGCGUGUUCAUACUUUUGACCACUUUACUAUCCAAGUCGGGGCAUUUUUUCAGUGCUUUUUUUACCUCAAUUUUAACUUCGAUUAAUAUUAAAAUUUAAAGCAUGCUAUUGUUUUCAAUAUACACUGUUGCAAGGAUUACCUCCUCUUGAUAUUUUUAAAAUUUGUACUAUUUAAAAAAUUUUUUUUUUCCAUUUUCAUCAACAAAUCUUAUUAUGUCUAAAUACAUACACUAGAAAUGUCACUUGUGUUGAAUUAAAGAUUUUAAAUGUGAGGGUAAGACGGCCCCUUGACGGUGGGCUGAGAAAGAGAUAUCAUGCCCGAAGGCGAUACAGCCAUGGCUUCAGGAUGCUGUAAAUUGUAUUGAAGCUGAUGCACCACUAGUUAGUAGCCAUUGAUAUUUAAACUUACCAUAAUCAUUUGGUACAGGUAUCCAUUACCAGUCGUUACAUUUAGUAACUUAAUUGUAAAUAUAGUGAUAUAUAUAUUUUAUCAGUUUGCAUGUGUAUCUAUCAUGCCAAAAUACAUUUUUAUUGCAUGUAAACAAUAUAAUUAUGUAUUACAUUUGAAUAUACAUCAUUACAUCAUGUACAGAUGA
This is a messenger RNA of Magallana angulata, 2856 nucleotides long. RefSeq lists its product as uncharacterized. NCBI's taxonomy places the organism in Eukaryota, Metazoa, Mollusca, Bivalvia, Ostreida, Ostreidae. The coding region runs from base 139 to 1761 and encodes 540 amino acids. Gene Ontology annotation, biological process: proteasome-mediated ubiquitin-dependent protein catabolic process; protein polyubiquitination. The record is from RefSeq and is a predicted model, not a curated record. The transcript has 2 exons. Gene Ontology annotation, molecular function: zinc ion binding; ubiquitin protein ligase activity; protein binding.